Messenger RNA from Danaus chrysippus (African queen), 408 nucleotides. The record is from the annotation of a GenBank genome assembly. Lineage: Eukaryota; Metazoa; Arthropoda; Insecta; Lepidoptera; Nymphalidae.
UUGGACGAUCAGUUGGUCAACCAGUUGGUCGAUCAGUUGGUCGAUCAGUUGGUCGACCAGUUGGACGACCAGUUGGACGAUCAGUUGGACGAUCAGUUGGUCGACCAGUUGGACGAUCAGUUGGACGAUCAGUUGGUCGACCAGUUGGACGAUCAGUUGGUCGACCAGUUGGACGAUCAGUUGGUCGAUCAGUUGGACGAUCAGUUGGUCGAUCAGUUGGUCGAUCAGUUGGUCGACCAGUUGGACGAUCAGUUGGUCGACCAGUUGGACGAUCAGUUGGUCAACCAGUUGGACGAUCAGUUGGUCGAUCAGUUGGACGAUCAGUUGGUCGAUCAGUUGGUCGAUCAGUUGGUCGAUCAGUUGGACGAUCAGUUGGUCGACCAGUUGGACGAUCAUAAAUGCUUAUAA